AUGGCGCGCCCACCCAAUGCGAUCGAUCAACACCGUGAAUACGUCACCCAUCUUUACCUCAACGGGGUCUCGCGGAGCAGGAUCAAGCACAAGCUUCGAAGACACCAUCAUGUCACUGCCAAUCUCAGCACAAUUUCUCGCCGAAUCGCAAGCUGGGAUCUCCCGCGUCAGCAAACCCGCACCAAAGAAACCCCAGAACUGAUCGAGACCACCCGCGACCUGAUAUUUCGCGUUGGGCUUACCGAGAAACAAACACUGAGCGUUUUACAGAAGCAGGGUUGGCCGAUCACGAAACGAGGUCUGAAGCGCAUCAGGCUGCACCCGGACCGCCGCUGGGUACGCAGAAUCAAGAGCGAUGAAGAGCGCCUUGCGCUGCUGGAAAAGACAGAGCAGGUCAUUAUCGAAAUGACACGACGUUCUAAUGCCAUUUCCGGAUAUGGAAAAAGUCUCCUUCAGCCUUAUCUUCGUCAGCAAAAGCAGCUCUGGGUGCCUAGAGACCCUCUCUUUGCGAUGUACAAAAUUAUGUUCCCGAAUGAGAUCGAGAUGCGGAAAAGAAUGUUCCGCAGAAAGAAGGGACAGUUUCUUGUGCCGGGACCGAACUACCAGUGGUGUAUUGACGGCCAUGACAAACUCAAAGCGUAUGGUUUCGAGAUCUAUGCCGCGAUCGAUGCUUACUCCCGCAACAUUAUCUGGUUCUAUGUCGGCCACUCCGCAACGACCGCCUUGAGCGUUUUAAAACAAUAUUUGGCCGCCUGUGGCGCCUACGGGAUUCGGCCAUGGUAUCUGCAGGCAGAUAGAGGCAGCGAAACGCCACUGGUCGCAGCGGCCCAUUGGAACUUUGCUUUGGCGGCAGAUGGACGAGUGGAGUGGAAUGGGCGGGUCCUUCAGCAAGGAAAGCGCCUAAAGGAUUCUUACAAGGCUGCACCAAGCACCAAGAACGUGAAAAUAGAGAAAUGGUGGGAGAGUAUGCUGCACAUCUCCUCCCGGCAGUGGGUUGACUACUUUGGGGAGCUCGCCAGAGACGGUGACUUCGAUGGCGAUAUGUUGGAGGAUCAGAUUGCCAUCUACGCAGUAUAUGAAGAUAUAUUACGCCAAGAACUGUUCGACUUUGUGGAGGCGUGGAAUCUUCAUCGAAUCCGCCUUCAGAAGAAUCGUCCCCACGUGGUUCACGGCCAGCCCUGGAUGAACUACCAUUACCCAGAUCCCGACAAGGCGUGCAACUGGGGUAUCCCCAUUGACCACUCAGUUCUGGCUGAAUUAGAGCGGCCAUUGGCUGACAUCGAUGUUAAUACUUGCUUAGAGCCAGAGACAAAAGAUUGGUGCCGCCAAGUCCUUGUCGAAAUGGGCUACAACCACGUUGCCCUUGGAACUCACCAUGAGCCUGACAAAUUGCGGCCGUUCAAGCGUUUCUACCUAGGCCUUCGAGACAGGAUCAUUCAACACAUCGAGAGUGGCCGGCAGCCUCUAUUGGCAUAUCGCAAGGCGCCAACAGGUGGCAUCGCUGAAUAUGAAGCAUUAUACGAGCAAGCAAAUCAGGCCUUCCACUAUGAGCUUGGUGAUACGGAACCAACAGAACAGCCACUUGUUGAACUAGGAUAUGAGGAUGAAGAAGGGAACGACAUAGAAGGAAUCAGUGAUGACGAGGAUGGCGAGAUUUCUGAUGAGGAACCCGAGUAG
Messenger RNA from Pochonia chlamydosporia 170, 1677 nucleotides. RefSeq lists its product as hypothetical. Lineage: Eukaryota; Fungi; Ascomycota; Sordariomycetes; Hypocreales; Clavicipitaceae. The transcript is spliced from 2 exons. The record is from RefSeq and is a predicted model, not a curated record. Bases 1 to 1677 code for a protein of 558 amino acids.